Molecule: messenger RNA, 4379 nt
Organism: Acipenser ruthenus (sterlet)
Lineage: Eukaryota; Metazoa; Chordata; Actinopteri; Acipenseriformes; Acipenseridae
Gene: phf14
Product: PHD finger protein 14
Exons: 18
Coding region: 118-2886 (922 amino acids)
Biological process (GO): regulation of transcription by RNA polymerase II
Source: RefSeq, a predicted model, not a curated record
GAACGUCAGCAGUUUGUGCUCAAAACGUAGAGCGCAUUGCUGGUUCGGAGAGGAGUUCUUUGUGUUACAGCACAUUUAUUCAGUAGUUUUCCUGUUAGAAACGUGAAAUUAUUUUAAAUGGAACGCAGUUCAAAGAGAAGACAAGUGAAGCCCUUGGCAGCUUCUCUGCUGGAAGCUCUUGAUUAUGAUAGUUCGGACGACAGUGAUUUUGAAGUUGGUGAUGCUUCAGGCUCAGAAGGCAGUGGGAAUGGAAGUGAUGAUGACGGGUCAAAGGAGAGUGCUGGAGGAUCAGACAGUGACUCUGAAGCAAAUGCUCUGGAAGAGGAGGAGGAGGAGGAAGGAGGAUCGAUUUGCGAAGAGCUGCCUAAAAGUCUGAACACUGAAGAAACCUCUGUCACAAAGGAAAAACCAGAUGAUGAACCAUGUGGAUCUGUGAGCAAAGAGGAGGCUGUCACCAAAUGCAAGAAGAAAACUGAAAAAGUUCUGGAGGGUGAGGCCAGUACCAGUACCAGUGCCAGUGCCAAUGCCACUACAGAAGAGUCUUCCUCGGAGCCCAAAAAGUGGAAUUUGCGCAGAAACAGGCCUAUGUUAGAUUUCAUCACAAUGGAACAGCUGAAUGAGAUGGAUGACUAUGACAGUGAGGACGACAAUGACUGGCGACCAACUGCUGGGAAGAAAAAAGGUAAAGCUACAGCGCAGAAAGGGGGAAGUGAUGAAGAGGACGAUGGGAGUGGGAGUGAUGAGGAUGAGGAUAAUGAUUGCGAUGAAAACGAUGAAGAUGACAGCAGUAGCGGGAGCGAGGAUGAAAGCCAAAAAAAAGCCAAAACGAAAGCACCAAGAACAAACAGUGUGGAAGAGGAGGAGUGGACUAAUGAUAGCCUAAGUGUCUCUCGGGGUAAAAACAAUGAGGAUUCAAUGGAGCUAGACAAAAGCCAGAACAGGAGCUCCCAGAAGAUGGAUCACAUACUGAUCUGUUGUGUGUGCCUAGGUGAUAACAGUGAAGAUGCAGAUGAAAUAAUACAGUGUGACAACUGUGGAGUAACCGUACAUGAAGGUUGCUAUGGUGUUGAUGGAGAGAGUGAUUCCAUCAUGAGUUCAGCUUCAGAAAACUCCACUGAACCCUGGUUCUGCGAUGCAUGUAAAAAUGGAGUUACACCCAGCUGUGAGCUGUGUCCUAAUCAGGAUGGGAUUUUCAAGGAGACCGAUGCUGGCAGGUGGGUCCAUGUUGUCUGUGCCCUUUAUGUCCCUGGAGUAGCAUUUGGAGACAUUGACAAACUGCGUCCAGUGACUCUUACUGAAAUGAACUAUUCAAAAUACGGUGCCAAGGAAUGCAGCUUUUGUGAAGACACCCGUUUUGCACGUACCGGUGUAUGCAUAAGCUGUGACGCAGGCAUGUGCAGAUCCUACUUCCAUGUGACGUGUGCUCAGAGGGAAGGAUUGCUGUCUGAGGCAGCUGCUGAAGAAGACAUUGCAGACCCAUUUUUUGCUUACUGCAAGCAGCAUGCGGAUAGGUUGGACAGAAAGUGGAAGAGGAAGAACUACCUUGCUUUGCAAUCAUACUGCAAAAUGUCCUUGCAAGAGCGAGAGAAACAACUUGCACCAGAAGCACAGGCCCGUAUCACUACCAGGCUUCAACAAUACCGUGCCAAAGCAGAGCUGGCUCGCAACACCAGACCACAAGCCUGGGUACCCAGAGAGAAGCUGCCACGGCCACUCACAAGCAGCGCCUCUGCCAUACGCAAGCUUAUGCGCAAGGCUGAGCUGAUGGGAAUCAGCACAGACAUCUUCCCUGUAGACACCUCAGAUACCAGCGCCAGUGUAGACGGCAGAAGAAAGCAUAAGCAGCCAGCCUUAACUGCAGACUUUGUGAAUUAUUACCUUGAAAGGAAUAUGCGAAUGAUACAAAUCCAGGACAACAUUGUAGACCAGAAGAAUCUUAAAGAUAAGCUUGAAAAUGAACAGGAAAAACUUCACAUUGAAUAUAACAAGUUGUGUGAGUCUUUGGAAGAUUUACAGAAUGUCAAUGGGAAUCUAAGGAAUGAAGGGCAAACAAUAUGGGCAGUACUCGGUAGCAUUGUUGGACAGAAAUUGAAUGCCCCAGCCAUUUUGCGAGCACCAAAGGAAAGAAAGCCAAGUAAGAAGGAAGGAGGGACACAAAAAUCAUCAACUCUUCCAGCUGUACUUUACAGCUGUGGGAUUUGCAAGAAAAACCAGGACCAACACCUCCUCCUGCUCUGUGAUACCUGUAAACUGCAUUACCACCUGGGCUGCUUAGAUCCACCCCUCACAAGAAUGCCAAAGAAGACUAAAAACAGUUACUGGCAGUGUUCAGAGUGUGACCAGGCAGGUAGCAGUGACAUGGAGGCAGACAUUGCCAUGGAAACCCUACCAGAUGGGACUAAGAGGUCAAGGCGACAAAUUAAGGAGCCAUUAAAAUUUGUUCCUCAGGAUGUGUCCCCAGAACCUAAGAAGGUCCAAGUAAGAAACACGAGAACUAGAGGCCAAAAACGAAAACGAGUCUCCAUCUCCGAAGAGGAAAAAGCAGAGGAGCCACCUCCCCGAGAAAGAAGACAGCGACAGUCAGUAAUGCAGAAGAAACCAAAAGCAGAUGAUCUGAGGACCGAGUGUGCCACCUGUAAGGGUCCAGGGGACAAUGAGAAUUUAGUCAGGUGUGAUGAAUGCCGCCUGUGCUACCACUUUGGAUGUUUGGACCCUCCUCUAAAAAAGUCUCCUAAGCAGACAGGCUAUGGUUGGAUCUGCCAAGACUGUGAUACCUCAUCCUCCAAGCUUACCAAACAGACGAUCCCGGUAACUGGUUUAACUGAUCGAAACCGAAAAUGGGGACUAACCUACAGCUAUGGCCAAAAGUUUUGCAUCGCCCUAUAGAAUUAACACAUGGAAUGAAACCUGUUAAAUAAUGUUAAUAUAUAAAAUUACAUACCACUUGUAAUUUUCCAUAUACUUAACAAAAAACUGACACAUUGAAAAAUGUGACAUCUCAAAAUCUAACAUGAAACACUGUACUACUGUUAUAAGCUUCCAGUAGACUGCAAUAUCAUUUUUUCUUUGACUACAUGAUGUUGAAUAAAAUAUCUAUACACACACACACAGCCUAAAUGCGGUUGCGAGUUCACCUUUUGCUCUUAAUACGGUUUAAGUAUACACACAGUUCAGUUGCAAAAGGCAGCAACAACCACACUAGUUAAUCCUGUGUGGAACAAGUAGUGAGUUCAGUUAUUAAUUCAGUUUGGUUAGUUAAUGCGCAGCAGCUGUGUGUGUGUAUUAAAACUAAAACAACUGCAGUAGGUGUUCAGUGGAUUUCUACUCAAGUAAUGAUGUCAUUGUUUAUCAGGCAUUCUGUGUGAUAAGCAUGGCUUAAAAAAAAAAAAUUCUAGGUGCCUGAUGAGCCAAGUUGAUUUUGUAAUAUUGAUGAAUAGUAAAUGAUGUAUAACAAUAUAGUAAACAGUGCAUACACAUAAUAUACUUUAUUUAAUCAAAGUACAGUUGUAUAAUAUUAUGUCUGUAAGAAAAAAAAAGUUUAUUUUUGGUUUUGCAACUUAAUACUAGCACCGCCAUAGCCGCUUUUGAACGACUUUUGCAAUUCAAAUUUAAAUAUCUUCGUGUAAUGUGAAUAUUUCGUGCAUGUCCGUUCUUAAGUGUUACUAAAUAUUUGAAUUAAAUACCCACACAGUGUUUCAGCUGCAGAAUCGUAAAAAUGAAUAAGUUAGAAGCACUUGCUGCUUCAACCGCCAGACCCGCAGUUUAUGCGGCAUAUUGAAAUCAAUACAAUAUAGCCAACAAUGUAGUCCUGGCUUUAUAAUAAAAUCAAAGUUAUUGUGAAAGAACAUAUUAUAAAACUGUUGAGUCCUUGAAACACUUAUAACAGUCAUUCUACACAUCAUAUAUUAUUAUUAUUUACACUACAUUUCUCAGGCAGAACGGCUGUGCCACCCUGAGUAUGACGGUGCACAUUUUUUUAAAAAAUGUGCGUUUUCUAAGCUCUGCACAGAUCAGCAGCCAUCAACACUUUGGUUUUGUACAAGGAGUGCACUGGCAACACAAUCACUCAGAGGGACAUCAUUUUGCAGCUAGCCAUGGACCUACGGCAGAAACAUUUUGAUAAGAGACACGAAAGCCGGCUGGCAAAUACCCCUCAACCUUCAGCCAGCGCUGCGCCCACUGGCACACAGAAUAAAAGACAAUGCCAGGUUGCUAAAUGCAAUAAAAACAGAACUUUUGAUGUCUGCGCCCGUUAUGAAAAGGCAGUCUGUGGCAAAUGCACUGGUACAGUUGAAAAGUGUGUUUUCUGCGUAGAUUGUACUUAGAAAGCUGAAAUAGAACUCUGAACAGACAGACAGAGCCUUUGAACUCAAAGCUCU